Molecule: messenger RNA, 927 nt
Organism: Pseudozyma hubeiensis SY62
Lineage: Eukaryota; Fungi; Basidiomycota; Ustilaginomycetes; Ustilaginales; Ustilaginaceae
Exons: 1
Coding region: 1-927 (308 amino acids)
Biological process (GO): positive regulation of DNA-templated transcription, elongation; positive regulation of transcription by RNA polymerase I
Cellular component (GO): CTDK-1 complex
Source: RefSeq, a predicted model, not a curated record
AUGGAUCCGUUCCAGGUCCGCCUGCGCUUUGUCUCCACCCUGCAUCGAGUCAACGCAUCGCUACCGACCAUCCAAAAAGCCCUCUCCUACAUCGUCGAACAUGGUCCUUCCAUGCACUCUGAACUAUGGGAGUGCAUCAUCGAUCAAUUCCGUUCCGGCUCCAUCAACCGUCGCAUCAACCUACUCUUCCUCAUCGACUCGAUCUUCACCGAUGAAACCCUCUCGUCUUCCAUCCGAUCACUCUUCCGACCCUACCUCGAACGCGAUCUCUACACACUCAUCGACCUAGCUGUACCCGAGAACCGCUGGGAUGCCGUGCUCAACCUUGCUGCUGUCGAGAAGAUCGUCUCUACCUGGAAGACGCGUUUCAUUUUGAAUCGAUCGCCCCUCGACGACAUCUCUACCAUGCUAGAGGUCCGCAAGGCAGCGCUCUACUCUCUUUCACCAACACAGCGUUCGCAAACAAUUCCGCCUCCCAACGACAUGCAGAGACGAAUAGAGGAGGAUCGAGAACGACACAAGCGACUCCGCGAACGAUCGUGGAUCCUACCUCCCACAGCUUUUUCGCAUACAACCUUGUUUGGGACACGACCGGAACAGUUGGACCCGACCUAUCUGACGCGGAAACAGAGCGCCUCGCCGAGAGAGAAGAAGGAGGAUACCGAUGGGGAACGGAUCUGGACAACGCAGGACUUGGAUUUUAGCGCCAUGUGGGAAGAGACGAGCGACUUUAACGAUGAUGACGAGGAAGACUUGAGAGAGGGCGAAAAGACUUUCUGGGCCAACCAGAUUGUGCCGCCGCUACCGGAAAUGCAGGCCCUUCAGCCAGCACCGACUGUCGCACCAACACCCGUCCAAGCCCAGCCACCAUCGAUCCUCCCACCCAGAGCACCUGCUUCCAUGCGUUUCGCACAACGAUCGUCAUAA